Molecule: messenger RNA, 629 nt
Organism: Mytilus trossulus (common blue mussel)
Lineage: Eukaryota; Metazoa; Mollusca; Bivalvia; Mytilida; Mytilidae
Product: transmembrane protein 35B-like
Exons: 3
Coding region: 137-577 (146 amino acids)
Source: RefSeq, a predicted model, not a curated record
CCUUCCCUCAAGCUAAUGUCAAAAUGGACAUUCGAAUGGACAUUUCCAGGAAGUUUUAAACAUGUAGUUGUAUAUGAUUUAAAAAAUCAUUUUGAACAUCAGACAAUACAAGGAAAUCUUUAAGAACAGAGUAAACAUGAGUCUGAGGACAGUUUUGGAAAGAUUGGCCCUAUACAGUGUGGCUUCAAUGCUGUUUAUAGAUGCAAUGAUUAAGUUGUUCCCAAAACUCAUUCCAGAAAGAACAGCUGUUUUGGAUAGGCGAUUUGAUGAGUACAGUGUAGUAUGUAUUACAUCAAUGUUUGGAUACAUGCCAAAUCCAUUCAUUUACAAAAUUUGUGUUGGAUCAUGGGAAAUUUGUUCAGCUAUUGGACUACUGUUUAAAGACAUACGACAAAUGGCUUGUAUCAUCCUGGGAAUCAUAAUGGUUGGUGCUAUACACACAUACAUAAACUUGAAAGAGUACAGUGAGACCGUUUUCCCAGCUAUUGUGUUUCUAACAUUGUGUUACAUAUAUGGUAUGACAAACAGAACAUCUGUAUCAGAAAACACAGAAACAGAAAAAGAGAAAGAGGACUAAUGAACAUAACUUAUUGUUAUUGUAUUGUACAAUAAAUUUAUUUAAUUUCUUA